CGUCUAGAGGACUCCAACUCCCGGCGUGCAUUGCGCGCUCUGGGGCAUGCGCAGUGCGGGCGGGGCCCGGCUGUUGCGCUAGAAGCAGGAGGUUAGUGCAGGCCCAGGGGUGUGCGAGCUUCCCCCAUGAUGAUAUCUUGUGGGCCUCUAGUUCUCCUUUCCCCCUUCAGCUGAUAGUCAAGCAACAGAUGUGGUACAGAGGUGGAAAAUGGCCGACAGCUUAAAAAUCUUUCUCCAGGACCUGGUCCGGGGUAUUAAAGAUUCCAUUUGGGGAAUUUGCACAAUCUCGAAGCUCGAUGCCCGGAUCCAGCAGAGAAGAGAGGAGCAGAGGAAGAGGCGGGCGAGCAGCGCCCUGGCCCAGCGGAGAGCUCAGAGCGAAGAGAAGAAGCCGGAGAAUGAACCGCGCAUUGUCACCCGAAUAUUUCAGUGUUGUGCCUGGAAUGGUGGCGUGUUCUGGUUGAGUCUGUUUUUGUUCUACCGAAUGUUCAUCCCGUUGCUGCAGUCUCUCACUGCGCGCAUCAUUGGUGAUCCAUCCUUGCAUGGAGAUGUCUGGUCCUGGUUGGAAUUCAUCCUCACAUCGGUGUUUAGUGCCCUCUGGGUUCUGCCACUCUUUGUCCUAAGUAAAGUGGUGAACGCCAUCUGGUUUCAGGACAUAGCGGAUUUGGCCUUCGAGAUGUCCGGCAGAAAAGCACAGUCUUUCCCCAGCGUCAGUAAAAUUAUUGCCGACAUGUUGUUUAAUCUCCUGCUCCAGGCUCUCUUCCUUAUCCAGGGCAUGUUCGUCAGCCUGUUCCCGAUCGAUGUGAUUGGACAGCUCAUCAGUCUUCUCCACAUGUCUCUGCUCUACUCCUUAUACUGUUUUGAGUAUCGAUGGUUCAAUAAAGGAAUUGAGAUGCACCAACGGUUAUCCAAUAUCGAACGCAACUGGCCCUAUUACUUUGGAUUCGGUUUACCCCUGGCCUCUUUAACAGCAAUGCAGUCAUCUUAUAUCAUCAGUGGCUGUCUAUUCUCCAUCCUCUUCCCGCUCUUCAUCAUCAGCGCUAAUGAAGCAAAAACACCCAGCAAAGCUUAUCACUUCCAACUUCGCCUCUUCUCGCUGGUGGUCUUCCUCAGCAACCGGCUUUUUCACAAGACCGUCUACCUGCAGUCCACAGCCGGUACCUCCACCAGCCCACACCCGUCACCUGCCAAACACAAGUCCACACUAGGGCACUGAAUCACAUGUGUAGGGGCGACGGGUGGGAAGGGAGUCCGUCCCCAGCGGCCAUGUUUUUAACUCUUACUGACAGACGGGCGCUGUGCCACAUUGGUUAAUUUUGUUUGGUAUUUUUUUGUUUCCUCCCUUGUUGCUGAGCCCUUCAGUCCGUUGUAAUUUUCAGAAAAUCAUGUGUGUGUCGUACUAGUGCAGCAAACGCCGUCAUCGGAUCACCCACUUUUUACACUUUGUAGUUUGAAAACUUUCCACAACGCUGGCAAAUAAACCUUGCGC
Nanorana parkeri is the source of this 1486-nucleotide messenger RNA. RefSeq names its product EI24, autophagy associated transmembrane protein (gene EI24). The record is from RefSeq and is a predicted model, not a curated record. The transcript is spliced from 11 exons. Gene Ontology annotation, biological process: macroautophagy. Lineage: Eukaryota; Metazoa; Chordata; Amphibia; Anura; Dicroglossidae. The coding region runs from base 209 to 1213 and encodes 334 amino acids. Gene Ontology annotation, cellular component: endoplasmic reticulum.